Messenger RNA from Rhea pennata, 1293 nucleotides. Its product is annotated as leukocyte elastase inhibitor-like. Lineage: Eukaryota; Metazoa; Chordata; Aves; Rheiformes; Rheidae. Gene Ontology annotation, molecular function: serine-type endopeptidase inhibitor activity. The record is from RefSeq and is a predicted model, not a curated record. Gene Ontology annotation, biological process: negative regulation of endopeptidase activity.
AUGUGCUCUCUCAGUGCAGCAAAUACCAUUUGUCUGGACUUUUUCAAAGAGCUCAGCAAAAUAAAAAGAAAUGAAAAUAUCUUCUUCUCCCCAUUAAGUCUUUCAGCUGCCUUUGGGAUGGUCCUCCUUGGUGCCAGGGGCAACACAUUCAAACAGAUUGAGAAGGUAUUUCAUUUCAAUGAAGUUUUGAAUAGUACAAACCAAGGAAUCAAAUAUCUUUCUCAAAAGCGUGAAGAAGCUGGAGGUGUCCAUUCUCAGUUCCAGGCUGUGUUAGCAGCAAUCAGUGAACUCAACACAAAUUCUUCUCUCACGAUUGCCAAAAGGCGCUUUGGAGAAAUUACUUCUCAGUUCCUCCAGCAAUAUUUGGAUUCUGCAAAGAAAUUCUAUGGAGCAGAACUGGAGGCAAUUGAUUUUAAAUACACUAAAGAAGAAAUCAGAGAGAAGAUUAACUUCUGGAUGGAAAAUGAAACAAGAGGUAAAACCAAAGACUUGUGUACUACUGGAUGUGUCAGCCCCUCCACUGUACUUGAGCUGGUCAAUGCUAUAUACUUUAAAGGAAAGCAGGCAGUAGAAUUCAAGAAGACACUAAGGAAGGAAACAUAUUUCAGACUGAACAAGAAUGAGAGAAAGCCAGUGCAGAUGAUGUUUCAAGAAAGUUAUUUUAAAUUGGUUAUUAUAGAAGAACUGCAAAUUAAAGUGCUAGAACUUCUACACUUUAAUGAACUAAGCAUGUUCACUCUUCUUCCUGAAGCUGCCUGCGAGAACUUUACUGGCCUAGAACAGGUAAAAAGCACCCUCACAUGUGAAAAAACAGCAGAAUGGGCCGGCUCGACUAAGAUGCAACAACGAAGAGUGAAGGUCCUCCUGCCCCAGUUCAGGGUAGAGGAAGGUUACAUUCUCAACAAAACUCUCCAGAAGAGGGGCAUGAUUAAUGUUUUUGACUGGGGAACUGAUUUAUCAGGAAUCUCUAGAAAGGACAUUGUGGUUGUGUCCAAGCCCACUCACAAAUCAUUUGUGGAAGGUAAUGAAGAGGGUACUGAAGCAGCAGGUGCUACAGUGGUUGCUCCAAUGCCUCUAUGUCACCUGAUUUCUUAUGAGUUCAAAGCUGACCACCCAUUCCUCUUCUUCUUUAGACACAAUUCAAACAAAACUAUUCUCUUUUUAAAGAAUCUAAAUUAUACCAAUAUAGCUUACGGCCUACCAAACGUAUACACUGUGAAAAAGGACCGCAAAAGAAGACAAAUAUUAUCUGGAGAUAAUUCACGAAAAGACAACUCAAAUAUUUCCACAUAG